CCGAGUUAUAUCUACAUGCAUUAAUCAUUUCUCUUCCCUAAAAGCUCUCGGUAUUCUUGAUUUCCAGAAAAUGCCACAUCUCAAAAAAAAUCUACAGUCUUUGCCAAGUAAUUGUGCUGGCUGUUUAACUAAUAAACCUUCAAAAUCUUCUACCCAACCAGCUGAUGAUAAGUCUUCCAGAAUUAGGCUACGUGAUGGAAGAUAUUUGGCUUACAGGGAAACUGGAGUUGCCAAGAACAUGUCCAGUUACAAAGUGAUCGUCGCUCAUGGUCUUAACGAUUCCAAAGAAAUCAAUUAUCCAGAAUGCCAAGAACUCAAAAAUGAAAUAGGAAUAUACCUGGUUCAAUAUGAUCGACCUGGAUAUGGAGAGAGUGAUCCGAAUCCAGACCGCUCAUCGAAAAAUGAAGCAUCUGAUAUUGAGGAAUUAGCUGAUCAGUUAGAACUAGGACCCAAGUUUUACAUUAUUGCAAUCUCUGCAGGAUGUUACUCAGGUUGGAGUUGCCUUAAACAUAUACCACAAAGGCUAGCAGGAGUGGCUCUUGUAGUAUCGCCUAUAAAUUACACAUGGCCUUCACUUCCUAAAGAUAUGAUAAAGGACGACCCUAGGAAGAACAUGAUUGGAAAACUGGUCUGGUUGGGAAAAAAUGCUCCUGGACUACUUUAUUGCAUUCAUAUUCUGUCCUCUUCCCUCAAGCGUCGUGGUAAUGCUCAAGAGACUAAUAAGAAUCUCACCAACCAUGACGUUGAGAUUUUGAAGAAUCGACAACAAAAGUUGGCUGGUCAGGAGCGUAUGAGGAGGAGGGACUUUAACACAGUUGUUCGCGACCUUGUUGUGGUUUCUGGAAAAUGGGAUUUUGAUCCAUUGGAACUGAGCAAUACUUUCUCACAAGAUGAUAGUUGUGUUCAUAUUUGGCAAGGUAAUGAAGACCCACUCGUGCCUUUCCAAAUACAGAGAUACGUUAUUAAAAAACUGCAAUGGAUUAAGUACCAUGAAGUUCCUUACGGAGGUCACCAUCUACUCUACGACAAAAAUCUUUGGGAAGCUAUUUUAAGGUCGCUAUUGCUUGGUGAUGGUUCUAAUCAAUAUGAACCCAAACUAGAUGACUAGCUAAAUGAAUUCACUUGUGAAAAAGGAUUGAGUUGAGGCAUUUUCCUUUAAUUUCUCUUUUGACUUCUUUUGUCAUCAUAU
Molecule: messenger RNA, 1189 nt
Organism: Nicotiana tabacum (common tobacco)
Lineage: Eukaryota; Viridiplantae; Streptophyta; Magnoliopsida; Solanales; Solanaceae
Source: RefSeq, a predicted model, not a curated record